AUGAAGAAGCUGGUUCUGCAGGUGCAAGAUGCUAGAGAUACAAAAGAAUCUGAUAAUAUCAGCCGCGUGUGUCCUCCACGGGCUGACCUCUCCCUGGGAGGCAGGAGGCACAUCACAGGAGUGGACAUUCACCACAACAAACACCAAAAGGCCCAGGGCAAGGAGCUCAAGAGCCAGGGCAUCUACCUAAAGCUGUUGGUCAAGCUGUACAGGUUUCUGGCCAGACAAACCAACUCCACCUCCAACCAAUUGGUGCUGAAGAGGUUGUUCAUGCAUCAUACCAAUCAGUUAUCUCAGUCCCCUUCCCCUGUGAUUCAGAAGAUAAAGCUUCCUAGAUGGGAGGGCAAACCUGCUGUCAUUGUAAGUACUACAACCGAUGACGUGUGGGUACAGGAAGUGCCCAAACUGAAGGUGUGUGCACUUGGUGUGAACAGCCACUGGAUCCGACUCCUCAAGGGCAGGGGCAAGAUCCUCACCUUCAAGCAGCUGGCCCUGGAAUCCCCCAAGAGCUAGGACACCAUCCUGCUUUCUGGUCCUGCCAAGGGCCCACAAGAGUACAGGCAUUUUGUCGAGGCCCCAGGAACUCCUCACAGCCACGCCAAACUCCACGUAUGCUUCAAGGGCUUUGAGCAAGCAAGAGGCUCAUGGGCCACACACAGCUACAAAAAUUAA
Messenger RNA from Pteronotus mesoamericanus, 672 nucleotides. Its product is annotated as 60S ribosomal protein L18-like. Gene Ontology annotation, biological process: translation. The record is from RefSeq and is a predicted model, not a curated record. Gene Ontology annotation, molecular function: RNA binding; structural constituent of ribosome. Gene Ontology annotation, cellular component: cytosolic large ribosomal subunit; ribosome. NCBI's taxonomy places the organism in Eukaryota, Metazoa, Chordata, Mammalia, Chiroptera, Mormoopidae.